ACUUAUAUACCCAAGUCACUGCCGAAGAUCCGUUACCCCAUACUAUUCAUACCAUUCACCUCACCUACUACUACUACCACUAUAUUCAACUACCGCAAGCUUCUCCUCAUUCCUCGUCGGGUGACCACUUGCGCGCUAUAGGCUAUUCACAACCAUUCAUACUUCUUAUUCCCCCCGGGUGGAUAAACUGCACAGAAAUUCAACCCUAUUUAUCCCACGGUUCGCAAGGACGUCAUACAUAAGUUCUGGGUUCACCACUCUCACUCCCUUACCGUUCACAAGCUUUCUACUUGCUCCACCAACAACAUCACCACCACCACCAUCACCAUGCUCUCCGCCGGCGAACGGCCCCAACAACCCGCCAUGACCAACGCAGCCGCAGUAGUAGAUUCCACACGCGGUCCCGUCAGCAAAAGCCCAUUGACCAACUCCGUGGCCAACUCCAUGUGGGGAAGCACCAGCAACAACACCACAAGAAGUACACCUACAGCACCGCAGGCAGAGCAAAUCCAACACAUCUGGGUAGUGACGGGGCCAGCGGGAUGCGGGAAGAGCACAGUAGGCAAGGCGAUUCAACAAGCGCUUAACAUUCCUUUCUUAGAGGGUGAUGAUUUCCACACCAUCAACAACAAAGAAAAAAUGUCCAACGGCAUCCCCCUCACCGACGCCGACAGAUGGGACUGGCUCAUCUCUCUCCGCCAAGCCGCCAUCGAGGCGCUCUCCCCCUCCGAAACCAACAACUUCCACCCGCCCUCCGGCGUAGUGGUUGCUUGUUCAGCCCUGAAGCAGAAAUACCGGGACGUGAUGCGCGUCGCGGCGUACGGAUCCCCCUCGGUCCAGAUCCAUUUCAUCUAUCUCAAGUUGGACGAGACCAUGCUGCUGCAGAGAGUCAUGAAUCGACAGGCGCAUUAUAUGAAGAGUAGUAUGGUGCAGUCGCAGUUGCAGGAUCUGGAGGAGCCCAAGGGCGAGUGGGAUGCCCUCACAGUGGAUGUGCGUGCUUCGCAGGCGGAAGUGCAGACUGAGGUGUUGGAGUUGGUGAGGGAUACAUUGGCGAGGUAUCGCUGAUCAGACGGGGGCUAGAUCCAGUGUACUGGGUUGGCUUGUUUGGGAAUAGGUGUGUGUGUGUAUCUGCAUGAUGAAUUUACUUCAUGGGGUUUGUAUGGAGUUGGGUACUUCUCAUAUGCAUUUUGGGCCUGAUCUUUCUGUCUUUGAUCUGAUUAUUGAUGUG
Aspergillus welwitschiae is the source of this 1228-nucleotide messenger RNA. RefSeq names its product gluconokinase. Gene Ontology annotation, molecular function: gluconokinase activity. Gene Ontology annotation, cellular component: cytoplasm. The transcript has 2 exons. Lineage: Eukaryota; Fungi; Ascomycota; Eurotiomycetes; Eurotiales; Aspergillaceae. The record is from RefSeq and is a predicted model, not a curated record. Bases 328 to 1065 code for a protein of 245 amino acids.